Raphanus sativus (radish) is the source of this 1455-nucleotide messenger RNA. RefSeq lists its product as uncharacterized. Bases 1 to 1455 code for a protein of 484 amino acids. Lineage: Eukaryota; Viridiplantae; Streptophyta; Magnoliopsida; Brassicales; Brassicaceae. The record is from RefSeq and is a predicted model, not a curated record. The transcript is spliced from 3 exons. Gene Ontology annotation, molecular function: zinc ion binding.
AUGGACACACACCGACUAUACAAGUGGUGUGCCACCUCUAAGGUUUUAGCACAUAUCUAUCGCAGCAAGUACGGAGACUCGACUGCUGCACCAAAAGCUAUUCAGCUUCAGCAGCUUGUACUUGAAGAUCUACGUGUCUCUGCAUCUUACAUGAAAUGCCACCGCGCCAAGGGGAUUGCAAUCGACAUGACGCAUGGUAAUGACUCUUACCUCAACAUUGCUGACUACUUUGAGAGGCUGAAAGCAACAAACCCUGGAACGAUCACUUGUGUCGAAACCGAGGUUGAUGAAAACGGCGACACAUGUUUUCGGUACGCUUUUCUUGCCUUUGGAGCUUCAAUUCAAGGUUUCCGGCGUCUACGUCCCGCUUUGAUCAUUGAUGGCACUCACCUAUCAGGGAAAUACAAAGGUGUACUCCUUACUGCCAGUGGACAAGAUGGCAACUUCCAAGUAUUCUCUCUUGCCUUUGCUCUUGUUGACGGAGAAACCGAAGAGGCUUGGACAUGGUUCCUCACCAAGGUGGAAAGGAUCAUAGCUGAUUCGAACACACUGACCAUAAUCUCUGAUCGACAUGUCUCCAUUGUCAAAGCCAUCAGUCAGACUUUCCCUAAGGCACACCACGGAGCCUGCAUUGUUCACAUCAUGAGGAACGUUGUAUCCCGGUACAAAAGCAAGGGACUCGCUAAGAUGGUUUGUGAGGCUGCUUUCCAGUUCCGACGUUCGGAUUUUGAUAAGAAGUUUGACAGGAUCAAGAUCACAAAUGCAGCCUGCUUCAAAUACCUUGAAGACAUCGGCACUGCAAAAUGGACGCGCACCUACUUCCAGGGUAACCGCUUCUAUCUAAUGACCAGCAACAUUGCAGAGCAGCUUAACAAUGCUAUCUCCAAGUUCCGAGCUUCUCCAAUUGUCGAAAUGUUUAUUUUCAUACAGCGCAUGCUCACAAGGUGGUUCUCAGCUAGGAUGACCAAAUCCGCCAAACACAGGGGUAUCUGCACACCAGAGGUUGAUAAGGUCAUUCAGACACACAUCAAACUCACCAAAGGCAGCAAGAUAAAUCCAUCUAAAGACUGGAGCUUCUCUGUCAGGGGCCUUUUCGGACAUGGCAACACGGUCCAUCUCGAUACAAAGUGCUGCAUAUGUCAAGUGUUCCAGAAGCUCAAGAUACCUUGCGGACACGCUCUUCUGGCAGCGGAUUCAGUCGGUCUACCUUACAACCAAUUGGUUGGUGAUUACUACAAGACACAGCACUGGGUACACACCUACGCCGGAGUUAUUUAUCCUGAGGUCGAUCCUGGCGAGAUUGCAAUCCCUCCUGCCAUAGCUGAUCUUACAAUUUACCCUCCUAAAACCCGCCGCCCUUCUGGACGCCCCCGAGAUGGUCGCAUCCCCUCUACUGGAGAAAUACCGGCGAUGUCUCUUUUGGAUAGCGAAUUCACCACGGUUCAGCUUAUCUAG